Microdochium trichocladiopsis is the source of this 1416-nucleotide messenger RNA. RefSeq lists its product as uncharacterized. NCBI's taxonomy places the organism in Eukaryota, Fungi, Ascomycota, Sordariomycetes, Xylariales, Microdochiaceae. The transcript has 5 exons. The record is from RefSeq and is a predicted model, not a curated record. The coding region runs from base 1 to 1221 and encodes 406 amino acids.
AUGGGCAACAAUCUCGUCCCGGACGUCUAUGCGGCCUCGAUCAUCACCUUCGUGCCCGCAACUGCGAGUUUCGCUGCACGAUGGUGGGCCAGGAGCAUAACGGGUAUCAGCCUUUGGUGGGAUGACUGGUUUGUCAUCAUCGCAUAUUUCUUCGCCGUCGCCUACAACUGUGCAUCAUGGGCCUGGAUCCAGACUGGGGUUGGUCAACAUCUGGCCGAGAUCCCUGGUGACCCAGCCGUCGCGCUUCGCAAUGCCUCAAUCCACAUCAUGGUCGCGGAGUUGACCUACGCGACAUCGCUGGCCUUUGUCAAGUUCUCCAUCCUUGCUUUCUACUGGAGGAUGUUCAAGACGUCUCCCAUCAAAAUUCCCAUCAUGGUACUCUUUGCCCUGUCCAUGAUCUGGUUGAUCAUCCGUACCUUUAUGAGCAUCUUCCAUUGCAUUCCGGUCUAUGCUCUGUGGGAGCCUAAUGUCCCUGGUGCUACAUGUAUCGACGGCUCUAAAUUCUUCACGGCCUCGACCUCUGCCCACCUCGGGCUCGAUAUCCUCAUCAUGGCUCUUCCAGUCUUCCAAAUCGGGCGCCUGAAGCUCAAGAAGACUCAACGACUUGGUGUCAGCCUGUUGUUCUUGUUCGGCACGCUUACGUGCAUCGCCAGCAUUUGCCUUGUCAUCAGAGCAGUUGCCCUUAACCCAAAGACGACCGACCUGACGUACGACAUCGCUCCCAUCAUCAUAUGGGCCUCGGUUGAGGUCAACCUUGCCGUGAUUGCCGCCUGCUUGCCCUUGCUGCGGCCCAUUUUCAGCCGCCUGCUCAACAAGAUGCACGUCGGCUCAAACGACAAGUCGAGCGGUGCGGGAAUGACGGGAGACUACCAGCACACCCGGCCCAAGUCGUUUGUCCGGAUCGGCACCCGUGGCGGCACUCGGACUGGCGGCGAAGGUGGCCGCUCCAAGGUUUCUGAUGACACAGACUCGACUUAUGAGCUCGCAAAAUCGCCCAUUCACGGCGGGGGCACGUACCCUGUUGGUAACGGGAGCGCCGACUCCAUGGAGCGCGGUGACCGCCACAACGGAGGCUUCGACGGUGGUCACAGCAGGGCUCAGGUGACGAUUACAGGGGUGGCUCCAGAGGCAGGCAGUUCGCGAUGGGGCUCUACCUCGGUUGCUCCUGGAGGAAUCAUGGUCAAGAACGAGACAAGCAUCCAAGUGAGUCAUGGGGCAUGACUGUAACUAUAUCUUGGAUUGCGAGUGUUUUCAAAUACAAUGACAAUCGGAUGUGCAACCACGGCAAUGGUGCUCUAGGAUAAUCUCUGCCACGCGUUGUUCGAAUCAAUAUUGCCAUGGAUAUGUACGUGGCUUCAACCAAGUUUGCCACGUCGUAGCAGGUGACUGCCACGACACAAGCUUAUUAUGACACCG